AGAUUAGUCAGACAGAAGGAAAGGAUAGAGAGAGAGAGUGAGCGCGAAAAGAGGAAAUAAACCCUAAUUGUGGUGGAAAAGCGCACAGAGAGAACUUACAGUAACCAAGAGAAGGCUCCUCGCACUACUGCCUCACACGUACGCUGCAGGGAAACAUACCCAACAUCUCUCCAUUCCUUCUUCUUCUGUGAGGAUAUGGCAGAAAACCAACCAGACAUUGAUGAAAAUGAAAUUGAAGAAGUUCCUGAAAGCACAGAGUCAGAGGUCAAACAAGAGCCAGAAGAUAAUACAGUUAUUGAGGGAACUGAAAAGAGGUGGCCUGGAUGGCCUGGAGAGAGUGUCUUCCGAAUGCUGGUUCCUGUGCAGAAGGUAGGUAGUAUAAUUGGACGAAAAGGGGAGUUCAUAAAGAAAAUGUGCGAAGAAACAAGAGCCAGAAUAAAAAUUCUUGAUGGUCCUCCUGGAACCUCUGAAAGAGCUGUUAUGGUAUCCGCAAAAGAAGAGCCUCAUGUUUCUCUACCCCCUGCUAUUGAUGGACUUUUAAGAGUUCAUAUGCGCAUAGUAGAUGGAUUGGAUGAUGAUUCUUCUCAUGCUCUACCAGCUGUGGGAGUCAAGGUAUCUACUAGGCUGCUGGUACCUGCUGCUCAGGCAGGUAGCUUAAUUGGAAAACAAGGAACAACUGUUAAAUCAAUUCAAGAAGCAUCUAGUUGCAUUGUUAGAGUGCUUGAUGACCUUCCAAUUUUUGCUCUUCAAGACGAUAGGAUUGUUGAGGUUGUAGGGGAACCUUCUGGGGUGCACAAGGCAAUUGAAUUAAUUGCUUCUCACCUACGAAAGUUUUUAGUUGAUAAGAGUAUCACUCCGCUUUUUGAAAUGCAAAUGCAAAUGGCGAAUUCUCAGAUGGAUCAUCAUCACAACAUGGGGCUUCCCCCUCCCCAGUCGUCAUCAUGGGGUCCAGCAGCAGGAGGAGGACAACAUCAGGGCUUCCCCCCUGCUGCUAGUUCUGGAUACGGAGCUAAUAAUCAUCCUCAUUACCUGGCAGCUCCAAGCAGCAGGCAGCAUGAAAACUAUUAUCCACAUGCAGAAAUGGCUCCUCCUCUUAUGGAGAAACAACAGCCUCAUCAAGGUAUAUCUGCAUAUGGAAGAGAACCUCUAGUAGGCGGUGGUGGUGUCCAUACUUUAUCAGCUAAUAAUGCUCAUCACACAGCCACAUCAAUGAUCACACAGCAGGUAACACAACAAAUGCAAAUACCAUUAGCUUAUGCUGAUGCAGUUAUUGGAACAGCGGGUUCAAGUAUUAGCUACAUUAGAAGAGCUAGUGGAGCAACAGUUGCUAUACAAGAGACAAGAGGUGUUCCAGGUGAAAUGACAGUUGAAAUGAGUGGUACAGCUUCCCAGGUUCAGGCAGCUCAGCAGCUCAUUCAGAACUUUAUGGCGGGGGCUGGAGCACCGACACAGGGGCAGGCCGGUGGGUCAAUUGAACAAGCAGGAGGAUAUAAUAAUACAUCAUAUUCAGCUGCAGCUGUAGGAGGUGGGCAUGGUUCAGUUUACUCAUCACCACCUUCGAGUCAAGGAGGAUAUGGAGGUGCUGCUGCUGGAGGAGGAUAUGGCUCUUCUGCUGCAGCUGCUUAUGGAAGCAACAACUAUGGUUACUGAUCCAGUUUCUCUCCAGUUUGCUUUUGAUUUGAUUUCAUUUCAUUUUUACCAACAUCUAGUAGUCUUUUUACUUUCCUUCUGUACAACUUAUUGACUAUUGUUGUAUCAUUAUUAUUGCAACAAUUUC
Molecule: messenger RNA, 1777 nt
Organism: Impatiens glandulifera
Lineage: Eukaryota; Viridiplantae; Streptophyta; Magnoliopsida; Ericales; Balsaminaceae
Product: flowering locus K homology domain-like
Exons: 7
Coding region: 196-1650 (484 amino acids)
Biological process (GO): regulation of gene expression
Cellular component (GO): cytoplasm; nucleus
Molecular function (GO): mRNA binding
Source: RefSeq, a predicted model, not a curated record